Ailuropoda melanoleuca (giant panda) is the source of this 3079-nucleotide messenger RNA. RefSeq names its product cyclin dependent kinase 18 (gene CDK18). The coding region runs from base 16 to 1557 and encodes 513 amino acids. The transcript has 16 exons. Gene Ontology annotation, cellular component: nucleus; cytoplasm. Gene Ontology annotation, molecular function: cyclin-dependent protein serine/threonine kinase activity; ATP binding. Lineage: Eukaryota; Metazoa; Chordata; Mammalia; Carnivora; Ursidae. Gene Ontology annotation, biological process: protein phosphorylation. The record is from RefSeq and is a predicted model, not a curated record.
GGAGGUUGGAGGGAAAUGCCGGAGCGCCGCGGGGCGAUCGGAGAUCACGAGGCGUGCGGGCUCGCGCUUUGGCGGGGGGGAGGCGGUGAUGCCCGGAGCAGGCCCCUCCCAAGUUCCAGGCCCCGCCGCCGCCCACUGACCAUGAACAAGAUGAAGAGCUUUAAGCGCCGCCUCUCGCUGUCAGUGCCGCGCACCGAGACCAUCGAGGAGUCCUUGGCCGAGUUCACAGAGCAGUUCAACCAGCUGCACAACCGGCACACUGAGGACCUGCAGCUCGGGCCUCUCGGCAGAGACCCCCAGCCAGAGUCCAGCACCUUCUCCCCGACAGACAGUGGGGAGGACCCUGGGCAGCCGUCCCCCGGCCUGCAGUACCGGCGGCAGAGCCAGCGCCGCUUCUCCAUGGAGGACACCAGCAAGAGGCUGUCUCUGCCCAUGGACAUCCGCCUGCCCCAGGAAUUCCUGCAGAAGCUACAGCUGGAGAGUCCAGACCUGCCCAAACCGCUGAGCCGCAUGUCCCGCCGAGCAUCCCUGUCAGAUAUCGGCUUUGGGAAACUGGAAACAUACGUGAAACUGGACAAACUGGGGGAGGGUACCUAUGCCACAGUCUUCAAAGGGCGCAGCAAGCUGACGGAGAACCUCGUGGCCCUGAAGGAGAUCCGGCUGGAGCAUGAGGAGGGGGCGCCCUGCACUGCCAUCCGAGAGGUGUCUCUCCUGAAGAAUCUAAAGCACGCCAAUAUUGUGACCCUGCAUGACCUCAUCCAUACGGAGCGGUCUCUCACCCUGGUGUUUGAGUACCUGGACAGCGACCUGAAGCAGUAUCUGGACCAGUGCGGCAGGCUCGUGAGCAUGCACAACGUCAAGAUUUUCAUGUUCCAGCUGCUCCGGGGUCUUGCCUACUGCCACCGCCGCAAGAUCCUGCACCGGGACCUGAAGCCGCAGAACCUUCUCAUCAGCGAGAGGGGGGAGCUGAAGCUGGCUGACUUCGGCCUGGCCCGGGCCAAGUCAGUGCCCACGAAGACGUACUCCAACGAGGUGGUGACCCUGUGGUACAGGCCCCCUGAUGUGCUGCUGGGGUCCACGGAGUACUCCACCCCCAUCGACAUGUGGGGCGUGGGCUGCAUCCACUACGAGAUGGCCACGGGGAGGCCCCUCUUCCCCGGCUCCACGGUCAAGGAGGAGCUGCACCUCAUCUUCCGACUCCUCGGGACCCCUACGGAAGAGACAUGGCCCGGUGUGAUGGCCCUGUCGGAGUUCAGAGCCUACAAUUUCCCCCGGUACCUCCCCCAGCCGCUCAUCAGCCACGCUCCCAGGUUGGACACUGAUGGCAUCCACCUCCUGACCAACCUCCUCCUGUAUGAAUCUAAGAGUCGCAUGGCAGCAGAGGCAGCCCUGAACCACCCCUACUUCCGGUCUCUGGGAGAGCGCGUGCACCAGCUUGAAGACACGGCAUCCAUCUUCUCCCUGAAGGAGAUCCAGCUCCAGAAGGACCCAGGUUACCGGGGCCUGGCCUUCCAGCAGCCAGGCCGAGGGAAGAGCCGGCGACAGAGCAUCUUCUGAGCUGCGCCCACCUGGCUGCGGCCCCCGAGACGAGAGGUCACCGCGAGCACAACGGCGGGCAGGAUGGGGCCUGCGUGGCCCUGGGAGGACUGAGGAACAAGGGCUAAUGGCUGGCCCAGAGGACCUCUUGGCAGCCCUGCUGGCCACGGCUGUUUCCUCUUCCUGCUUCCCACAUGCCUUCCCCGUGGCCUUCACCUAGACCCCAACCCCUCUGUCGCCAGCCCUGGACCUGGGCCUGAGCGCUUUCCUGGGAGGAGACGAGGGGGCAGGGAGGGCCCUCAGACCCUUCCCCACCCUGAGGUCCUUGGGCACCAGCGUGAGACCCACACAGACGGGAGGUCCCGGCGGCAGGCUGAGCACUGUGCCCUGACGUGGGCACUGCCAUACCCCCCACCGGGGGCUGCCUGCCCCACGUCACUCACUUUUUUCCCCCUGUGAGAGCAGGAGGCGCCAUGGCACCUCGUCUAGGACCCUGGAAUCCUGGGUGCCGAUGUGCGUGCCAAAGCCCACCCCCCACCUGAAGGGAGGGUGUCCCCAGAGCAGCAGAGAAUAGUAGCCCAGCCCUUGCCCACCUCCUCACUCUGUCCCCAUCCCCCUCUCCUGGCCAGAGGCCCCCAUGCUGCUGAUGCCCAGCUGAGUCCAGAGGUGGCCUGGUACCACCAGCUGCACUCCUGCUGCUUCAGCUGGCUCCUGCCCGUCUCCCCAGUCUGAACGGGGUUGCCUUACUGGCAGGUGCUGGAGCGCUCACUGCCCCUGGAGCUCCAGCCUGAGCUCCUCCCUGUCCACCCUUUCCCGAGACUGGCCCCUGCUUACCUGGCCUGAGCCCUGAUAAGCCAGCCCUGGGCCAGGGUCCUGGGGACGACACCCAGGUAGGCAGGGUCACCCUGAUCCUGGUGCCAGGCCAGCCUCAGCUCCUUGGGGCUCGCACAGCCGCCCCCGUUCCCUCCUGCCCAGCCCCUACGGCCCAUGCCCCACCCCAUCCUGGUACCAGCCUCUGCGUGCCCCCGGCUCCCCCAGAGGGCAGGGUGCCCAUGCCAGCGGUCUGAGGUGGAGGAAGGUGGGAUAGGACGCACAGGCUUUGAUCCUGAGAGCCCCACCCCAGGGGGCUGGGAAUAGGAGGGGGCCGCAGCCCCAAAGAAGGCCCCCCACACCACCCCUUCCGAGACGCUUGUUGUGUUCCCAAGGUCUCCUCAACACUUGGCUGAAUCUUGAAUGGCAAGGCCAAGGGGAGGCCAGGCCUGGCUUUUCUACGCAAGCCCCCUACCCAGCCCAACCCCUCGGCCUGAGGAGCAGCCCUGGAGGGUCUUGGCCUCCCCACAAGUCCCUCCCCUCCUCCCCCACUGUACUGUGAAUGUCCUGUGACUCAGCACAAAGACAGAUAAUAUAUUUAAUUCAUGUUGUACAGAAAAGCUGAUUUGGACAGAUUGAUGCCAAAGAUGGAGGACGGGAGGCCCUUCUCCAGGCCUCACGCGGGUGGGUGGGGCUUGCUCGGAUAUGUAUAUAUAUAAAGUGGACGGAGAGU